Aspergillus candidus is the source of this 1302-nucleotide messenger RNA. Its product is annotated as glycoside hydrolase family 71 protein. The transcript is spliced from 4 exons. Bases 1 to 1302 code for a protein of 433 amino acids. Gene Ontology annotation, biological process: mating projection tip cell wall disassembly. The record is from RefSeq and is a predicted model, not a curated record. Gene Ontology annotation, molecular function: glucan endo-1,3-alpha-glucosidase activity. NCBI's taxonomy places the organism in Eukaryota, Fungi, Ascomycota, Eurotiomycetes, Eurotiales, Aspergillaceae.
AUGAAUUGGAGCUCUCUUCUCAAUAUAGCGCUCGUUUUGGCGCACGCCCUUCCCACCUCAGGGCUUCCAACCCCGGACUCUGAUCUAGUCAUUGAUCAGGAUGAACCCAAGUAUGUUUUUGCUCAUUUCAUGGUCGGAAUUGUCGAAAACUACCAACUCUCCGACUGGAUCGAGGACAUGAAGAUCGCACAAUCCAUCGGCAUCGACGGCUUCGCGCUCAAUUGCGCCAGCAUCGACAAGUACACGCCGACGCAGCUGGCCCUCGCCUACCAAGCCGCCGAGCAAACCAACUUCACCGUCUUCAUCUCCUUCGACUUCGCCUACUGGACCAACGGCGACACCGCCCAGAUCACGGAUUACAUGAAGAAGUACGCGUCGCACCCGGCCCAGACGCAGUACAAGGGCGGUGCGCUGGUGAGUACUUUCGUCGGCGACAGUUUCGACUGGCGCCCCGUCAAGCAGAACACUCCACAUGCGAUCCACGCCGUGCCGCAUCUGCAGGACCCUGCGGGGGUCUCGGAGGAUGCGAGCCGCGGCAGGGACGGAGCGUUCUCGUGGUAUGCUUGGCCGACGGAUGGGGGGAAUAGUAUCAUUCCCGGGCCGAUGACUACGAUUUGGGAUGAUAAGUAUGUGAAGAACCUUCGGGGGGCGACUUAUAUGGCUCCCGUUUCACCAUGGUUCUCAACGCAUUUCAACACCAAAAACUGGGUCUUUAUCUGCGAGAAUCUCCCGACCCUCCGAUGGGAGCAGAUGCUUGCUAUAAAACCCAGCCUGGUCGAGAUUGUCUCAUGGAAUGACUACGGCGAAUCGCACCAUAUCGGCCCCUACUCCGCGCACCACAGCGAUGACGGCUCUUCCCAAUGGGCCGUCGACAUGCCCCACGACGCCUGGCGCGACCUAUACAAGCCAUACAUCGCAGCCUACAAAUCAGGCGCCUCUUCCCCAACAGUCGAUAUCGAGGAGAUCGUCUACUGGUAUCGGCCGACUCCGAAGGGCGUGACCUGCAGCGGGGACAGCCUUGGCGCGCCGAACGGCAUCAGUAUGCUGAGCGAUAGUAUCUUCGUGGCGACUAUGCUGAAGACCCCGGCUACGUUGACGGUGACGAGCGGGUCGAAUGCGCCUGUCAGUGUCGAGGUCCCUGCGGGGAUUGUUACGUCGAGUAUCCCCAUGGGCGUGGGAGAGCAGUCGUUUUCGGUGACGAGGGAUGGGCAGAAGGUCUUGGAUGGGAAGGGUGGGCUGGUUGUGAAGGAUACUUGCAAGUAUUAUAACUUUAACGUUUAUGUGGGGGCUAUUACGAAGUAG